Molecule: messenger RNA, 4379 nt
Organism: Leguminivora glycinivorella
Lineage: Eukaryota; Metazoa; Arthropoda; Insecta; Lepidoptera; Tortricidae
Exons: 5
Coding region: 7-3372 (1121 amino acids)
Source: RefSeq, a predicted model, not a curated record
CUUUUUAUGGAUUUUAAUAAGAACACUAAAGCUAAUUACAGUAGAGUAAUGUCUCGCGUAUUCAACCGAUCACGUACUAGUCUAAAAUCUAGUUCAAAUGUGACACGACACGAAGUACCGUCGUCAGUGCGCGUUGGCGCGAAACCAUCUGUUUCGGCCGCGAGUUCUAGUGUUUUUAGUGAACUUCCGACAGUGUUAAACGAUUAUGUGCCCGAAGUACGUGUAGAAAAAGUAGUUAAAAGGCCGUUAGUAAAGCCUAGAAAGACGUUACAAUCUCUGGACCCCGGAAAAGCUAAGUCUCCGGCUAGGCCGUCUCCAGCGCGCGGAAGGGGCAAUGUUAGUGAUAUUCGGGCCCGCAGCUCGGUUCCGGCGGUGUUGAGUAGCAACGGGGAUGAAUGGUCAGCGUCUCAUGUUCGACAAUGCUAUAGUAGUAGGUCUCAUACCAGACUGAAGGAAUUAAAGGAUGAAAUAAAAGCUUUCCGUCAGACUGACAAGCUGUUAAAGAUACGCAGUCAUCUUUAUAAGAGCUGCGGGGUUGUGCUGGAUGAUGUUGGAAACGUAGCUCAAGACAAGGCUGUUCAGGCUGUCCCAGAACCAGAAAAGGAAAUCAUGUCUUCAAGAACGGAGCGGCGAGAGGAUGCCGGAGCCCCUGUGCCUGACCAACAGAUGAGGCCCGGACCGCAGUACCCCGUUGAUCGAUAUUUGGUUGAGCGCAGCAAGAUCGAAAUGGUAAACAUCAUAGACGACGAUAUUUGGAAGCCGGAGCCGGCCCUCCGGCUCGAAGAGGAACUCAUCCUUAGAAAGUUGCAUGAGAUGCUGCAAUCGACUGCAGACGACCUGAAGCUGCUAUCCGGAGAACUGGCGCAGCGCGAGCCAGGGAUGCGCGAGCGACCGCGGGCGCCGCCCGCGCCGCUUGAUGACGACUUCAACGAGAAGAUCCACAUCGAAGAGGUCGUUAAUGCCAAAUUUAACGGGUACAAAACUAUCGAUAAUCCCCCUAAACAGAAACUAACGGAAAAAAUUAACAAAAAUGAUAAAAAUGCUUUAAACAAUAACAUUCUACAAAAUGCGCCUAUAAAUAAAAUACCUACAAGAACUAAGCAGCUUACUAAAUCACGCACUAGAAUAGUUCAAAUUGAUGCCACAGAUAGUACAAAACAAGUAGAAGGAGAUGUUGUCAAAAAACCUCAUAAAGAAGCUGUAAUUUACAAUGAAUAUACUUUUCAAUACCCGAAGGUUAAAGAAAAUAGUUUUGUUAAGGAUCUUCAAGUACAAACCAUGCCAAGCAUCAACAUUAGAGGAGAAUUGAAAGAGCAAAAAGUCUUACAAUUAGAUAUAGAGCCUGAAACGGAAAAAACUAAAAGUAAUUCAGAACCUAAAUAUAAUGUUGGAGUAAUUUCAGUGCAACAUGAGAUUUCUUCCGUAAAGGUACCAGCAUCCAAAAUCCCGCCAACAAUUAUAUCCUCUCAUGUACCAACUAUGAGAAAUAUAAAACCGACAAGAAAAGUCACAAAAAUUGUUACUUCCGAAAGUAGUACUUCAACUAACAAUGGAAAUUCUGGUUCCCAAUGUAAUUUAAACCUCUACACAAGAAAAACUACAAGAGCGUCUUCUACAACUUCAAUACGUUCAGAUCAAAAUAAGAAAGGAAGCUUAAUAACUAAAACAGAACCACCCAAACGAGCUCAUCUCAAUUUGGAUGAAUGGAGAAAAAAACUAAAUUCAGUUUAUGGUGUGCCUUCAAGCUCCAAGAAAAAUAAAUUCAUACCCAAAUUAAAGGGAACCGGCAAGAAAAUGUCUCCUAAAAAAUCGAAUCUACAGCCAUCAAAUCUUUCAAAGCCACAACCAAAACUGUUGAACAACGCUCAGUACAUUCCAUAUUCAAAGUUAACAUUAGGAGGUGUUAAUGUUAGUGAUAUUGAAAGGGAAAUAUCAGAUAUACCAGAUAAAAAUAAUAUACCACUUAGCCCUAUUAUAGAUAAAAUAAUAAGUAGUCAAGACAAUUCUUGCAAUAAUAGCCCAAGAAAGAAAGAUAAAGGAGAUAGUUCGAAAAUAUUAACAACCUCAGAUGAAAACUUACUACAAGAAGUUAUAGAUAUUGAAAAAACUGUUAAUAAAACCUUAUCGAAAAACACUGAGAUGAGAAUAAAAGACAAUAAGUCUCAAAAGUUAUCUAGUGAUAGCACCAUCGAAGACACAAAUGAACCAGAUAGUUACGCAGACGACUUUGAGGAAGAAAAAUCAGACCAAUCAGAUAAAAAUAGUCGAGGCAGUCAAUUAAGUUCAGACAAUAAAUAUUCUAAAAAAGCGAAUAUUAGUGAAAUAACGGAUAACAGUGUUGCUGAAGAGGAAAAAUUAGAAAAUCCUAAAACCAAAACAAAUAUCCAUAACGUGACGUAUUCGAAAACUCCCAAACUUUCAUUGAAAAAGCGCGUGGAUGUAUUCGAGUUUGUACACAAUAUUGACACUGAAGAUACUGCUACACAAAGCCAAACGACUAAGAAAAUAUCUUUGAAAGAAACUCAAACUUCACCUAGAAAUGGCAGUCCAAAUAUAAAACCUAUUCACAACGAUUUAUGGCCUUCUAUGGAUCCUAGCAAGGAAAUUGAGAAAAUGUUUAAAUUGGAGAAAGAACUAAUAAAGAAGCUAAUCGUCGACGAGUACGGCGAUUUCCUUCAAAGCUCUAUUGAUAAACCGUCCACUUCUAAACCCCAUCAGGAUUCGUUAACCGUGAGUCUAAACGUGAAUGCGGCGCAGAAGGUGACGCAGACUUCACCUAAACAUGCGAAAAGUGUGAUGACUUCUCCCACACGGACCAAGACUAGAACCACUUCUCCUUUCCUCUUAUCUUUACCCGUCGAUCAUCAAACAAGUCCCAUCAUAUCUGUCACAAACGAAAAGGAUGUUAAAGUUGAAAUUGAACAGGAGCCUGGAGACCUCGGGAUAUCCAUUAAUCUCUCUUCCCCACGAUUCAGCCUUCGCUUACCAAACACUUCAGUCGAAGUUCUAUCAAAUUUGGAAAUUUGCAGUCGCUCGGCUCACAGUGCCGAAAGAAAACGAGAAAGUAGUGCUAGAAUAUCUAAAACUGUAAAGCAAAACAUAACUAACUCGACCUCAAUAGAUGCUGACAACUCUUCUUCGGAAAUCAGUAGUUUAGGAGAAGUAAAGUUAAAACUUAAAAAGAAAGUUCGCAGAAGAGUUUCCUCACCAGAGUCUAGUAGUUCUUUGUCAUCCAUUUUAAGUGUUGAUAUCAAUUCUCUUGGUAUUUUGCCUCUAAGAAGUGAAGGAGAACUUAGUUCAAUUCAUAGAUCUAAAAGUAGGAGUGCUAACCUGCCUAGUAAAAGCGAAGGCGAAAUAAGCUUUGGUAAAUAAUGAAUCAUUACUCUAAUCUACUCUUAUUAAUAAAUUACUCUAAUUUUGAUUUGAAGUUCUUUGUGUUUAUAUUAUAGCAUUUAUAGCCUGAUCAUGAAACUCAGAGACAAUUCGAGUAGAUCAAGUCUAAAAACUGUUCUUAAAAUGUCAGAGCCUACGCAAGUAUUUUCAAGUUAUUAGGUGUAUUCAGGCUGUUAACUUACCCCCUUAUUCAUAAAAAAGUUAAUGAACUGAUUAGUUCAAAGUUUUUGUCCCUUUCUCACAAAUACAUAAAACAACAUGACAGAUAAUGAUAAACGAUUAUUAGCUAAACCAGGUUUAUAAAACGUUUAUAAAUGAAUAACGCCGUAUCCCUCUUCUGUUCAGACUUUUAAAUAAUAUGAGUGGAACACAUAGAUGGAUCCAGCGACAAUCAUUUCCAGAUUAUCUAGCGAAUAAGUUAGUACCUACUUUCUAGAUAGGCAACCGAAGCCAUCUUACUAUUUUGAUCUUUUAGUUGACUAUUGUAAUAGUAAUAGAGACUCAAGUACUAUGUUUUUAGACUUUAUGAUUCUUAGCUAGGGCUAAAAGCCAAACAUUUUAUUUUAACAAAGACUAAAAAGUAUAAAGAUAUUGUUGCUCUGAACUCUGAAAAGAUGUCGAUAAUACAACAAUCUGUAAUUCUCUGAAUAAAAACAUACCUACCUUUAGUGCCUUAUCUACAUAAAAUAAGUUUAAUAAAUGAAGUAUGUACGUUUUCACCAAGAGUACAAAUUAAUAUUUAUUUUCGCUUGUAUUGUAGUGGAGAUAUUUUCUGUUAUCAUUUUAAACAUUCGCAUUGUAAAUGUUGUAUGUAAAAUGUAAUACAAUUAAGUUUUUUGUAUUUUAACGAUAUACGAAUUUAAAAUGUUGUUUAUAAAUUAAUUUGUAAAUAUAUUUUUCAAAUUUUCUGCUUAGAAUGCUAUUGAUCAAAUUAACUAGCAAUUAUUGUUGAUAGUUGAAUGUCAAUUAAACCCCCAGUUAUCACA